Messenger RNA from Tuber aestivum (summer truffle), 2348 nucleotides. The record is from the annotation of a GenBank genome assembly. Lineage: Eukaryota; Fungi; Ascomycota; Pezizomycetes; Pezizales; Tuberaceae.
AUGUCUUCGCGCCAACCAGACAACUGGCGUCAAGGAGACUCCCACUGGGGGAUCCUCGAUAUGCUCAGGUCCUGCUUAUCCCUUGAUGACACUGGCGAAGAGGAUGACUUUGACGACGACCUUUCUUCUGAUAAUGAAUCUCUCCCUGGGGCUCAGGUUGAGCAUGCUGGCUACCACGCCCACCGAAUGGAAGAAUUGUACCUAUUCGCUCUUGGAAACCUGGCCCUCCGUGAACCAAUUAUCGAUUCUCAAAACGAACGGAACGACUCCGCGCUACUAUCGCCAAUCUUGCCUACUCCCGUUGCGUCGGAACAAGAGGGACGGGAGGCCUCCAAGAACCCUCCCCACCACACUUUGGAGUCGGAAGCAAGUCUUGCUUGUUCGGCAUCCGGGUAUGGCCCUAUAGAUUUAACAUCAGGAUCUGUCUCUACUCUUGAUCUCUCCAAGUGUGAGGUGGGAGUAGGAGGGGAUUUUGAAUCGGAGACGGACAACUCUGAAUGCGGUGACAGGGAGUCAGGGCCAGCACCUCCUGUCCUCUCUUCUGCCUACCCCUCAGACCCUGGCAACGGCCCGGAAGGCGAGGGUGAAGAUGACGGCAAUGACGACGGGGACGACGAUCUGGGGCUGACACAAUAUUUAAGCCAGUCGGGCCCCUCCUCUGGAGCUGAAUCGACUGAGAAAACAAUUCACUGCAUAUACCACGAUGAUGACGGUGAUGACGGUCCUGCGGGGCCUCCAACCCCACCGCUCAGGUUUGCCACUCCCUCGGAAUACCCACAGUUCGACGAAGACGAAGAAGCCGAUAGCCAAGUCAAUAGCAAGCUUGAAGUGGAGCACUCGCAGCUUCCCAAACAAUCCACUCGUCCAGACCUGCAUACAGAAGAGGUCUCCUAUAACAGCACUUUCCCCAGUCACUCCAAUGCAGGCUCUAGAGCGACGGGCCUAACCACCCCCCACCCCGGAUAUGAUGAAUACGAUGCCAGUGGCGAGGAAAAUGACGAAAAGGACAGAGAUGAGACAGACAACGCGUACCGGGGGCUGGCGGUCCCGGGGAAAGAGUCCCGGGAAAAUCCCGUCGCCCACCUCCUCCGCCAACGCCAUGUCAUCAGGUCACGACCUUCCAUGUCCCCUCCAGCACAUGAGAGCAGCCUGGGGGAACUCCACAGAGCUUCCCCACCCUCCACAAUUGACCCUCCAGCGGGAACCCAACCUUUGGGUGUCAUUACCCCUAGUAACGAACAGUUUCCAAUGAUCAAACGUGUAUUUGGCACUGUAAAGAGCACUUGCCGAUUCUUUACCGCGGUACGUUUUCCUCAUCUACAGAAGUGAACAUGCUCGGGGGCACUGACAAAAGAAAAUUCAGGAUCAUUUCGACUCCACACAUGAAUCACGACAAGGUGGGCCCGCAGAAAACGCGGCGAACGUUAGAGAGAAGAGAAUUGCUCCCCAGGUAGAGUUUCUAGCUCGCGAUUUUCCAGCUCGUGUCUUUAGGGUAACUCCUUCCUUCUUUCCUUUCACACACGCUCACACAGUCUCCCCAGGGGGUCAAGCCCCAUGUUUUCCGAUUUCUAUGGGAGCACCCGAGCACUGAGACAAACGUAUUAACGAGCUUGAAAACAAAAGGGCCUCCUACAUGACGUCCGAAAGGAAGAAAACUCCAAGGACUGUCCGUUCGGUGAUUCUCCCAAUGAAGCGGAUGAGAAAGCUGACCAGGGCGAUGAUGAAGAUGAUGAUGGAGGCGAACAUAAAGCCCAGGAUGGGGGUUGGAUCAUCAUUGGUAAGGAGAGGAAGAAGAACGUUUAGACCACCCUAUUCGAUGGUCUGCGGAGUCCAACAAGAUUGCGAGUAUGAUACAUUACCACUACCAUCACCAUGGCGUCCUUCACUCUUCCUAGGAGAUUAUCAUCAAUGACACUUUCCCCGAUAAGAAUUCAGGUGCAUUCUAAAUUCCGGCUAUCUUGUCGCCCCCGGCACACCAUCCCCUUCUAUAUAUAUAGGGUACGGCGAUUCCUGCUGCACGGGAAUUUACCGUAUAUGAGUUAUCUUUCGCGCAAGGGAAAACCGAAAACAAAAAUCACAAAAAAAGAAAUUUUUUCUCUUUUUCUCUUUUUUUCCUUUUAUUUUCUUUCUCUCACGCACUCUCCCCUCAAUAUUGUUAUUGCGAUUCAUUCUGUGAUGAAAUUUUUUUUGUUGCUUGGUUAUGAAAGUGUGAGUUGGUAGCUUUGCACAGCAAAAUACUCCUGGAUGCGUUUGGUUGCCUAAAAAUUUAUGAUGACUUAUGAUAACUUUGUGUAUGACGAGCUGCUGUACUAGUACAUUACUCGAGUAAACCACGCUCCAUCCCUUCU